Molecule: messenger RNA, 548 nt
Organism: Calliphora vicina (urban bluebottle blowfly)
Lineage: Eukaryota; Metazoa; Arthropoda; Insecta; Diptera; Calliphoridae
Gene: UQCR-11
Product: cytochrome b-c1 complex subunit 6, mitochondrial
Exons: 3
Coding region: 119-388 (89 amino acids)
Biological process (GO): mitochondrial electron transport, ubiquinol to cytochrome c
Source: RefSeq, a predicted model, not a curated record
UAGAACUGACAUUUAUCUUUCAAUUACAGCCAACUUCAAGCGAAUUGCUCGCUGUCAAAAAUUCUUGGUUGCAUCACAAUUUUGUGAAAAAGUUUCUUUCCUAAACUUAAAAUUGAAAAUGGCCUUCAAAAACUUUUUGAGCGGCUUUAUUGCCAUGCCAGUUGUCCGCGCUGACGAUGAAGAAGAAUUAGUUGACCCACAGACUACUUUAAGGGAACAAUGUCAAGCUAAGGGAAACAUUGAAGCUCUUUACAAUAAGUAUCAGGCAUGUAACGAUCGUGUCAACAGCCGCUCAAAGACCACCGAAACUUGUAUGGAAGAACUUUUUGACUAUGUCACCGAAUUGGAUCAUUGUGUAAGCCACAGUCUUUUCUCUAAGCUGAAGUAAACUUGAUGAUUUGGCCAACAACAGUUAAAAUUUAAAUGGAUUGAUGAUGGAUGUCAACAUUCAGCCAACCAGUUAAAUUUGUUUUCAUUUCAGGGCCAUGAGCUUUGCUUUGGCUUUAAUUAGAUCCUAAUAAAAAAGUUGCAAAACUGAAACAUUGAAA